This is a messenger RNA of Priapulus caudatus, 3253 nucleotides long. Its product is annotated as glutamate receptor-like. Lineage: Eukaryota; Metazoa; Priapulida; Priapulimorpha; Priapulimorphida; Priapulidae. Gene Ontology annotation, cellular component: membrane. The record is from RefSeq and is a predicted model, not a curated record. The transcript has 10 exons. Bases 75 to 1931 code for a protein of 618 amino acids. Gene Ontology annotation, molecular function: glutamate-gated receptor activity.
CUCAGUGGCUGCGGUCCCGUCUCGAUCAGAUAUCCUACACUCCACUCAUCACGUUCAACCUAGGGGUGGACGAAAUGCCCGAGUCCUGUGGCGCCAUCUCUCCACGAUCAAACGAGACAGUGCAGGACCUGCUCGCGGCGGUUGAUCGGCUGGAUCUGCGUGGUUUCGUGCUGCUGCUGCGACCGGCGGCAGUGAUACAUUUGUUCGUACAGCUGAGCGGUGAGGCACCGGACCUGCUGACGUACGUCACGCGCUGGCUGGUGGUGUGGGACAGCGAUGAGGAGGAGACAGCGUGUGACAUGUCUGCCCUGCAGUCUUAUCUCCCACCUUACCUACACCUAGCCAUCCUGAACCUCAAUAAGACUACACAGAUUGAAGCCUGGUACACUGAGGUCACCUUCACUGGCCAGCGCAAUGGACCGCCGAAUGGCGGCGGCCAGGUGGCGCUAGAAUCGAUCCGGCUGCCUGGCGAGGUCGCGCGACUGACAGAAGAGCAGCUGUUUCCCGGCGUGAAGUACGGGCUCAAUCGCAGGACGAUAAAGGUCGGAAUGAAGUUUAGCUCGCCGUACAGCUACCGAAAGCGGAAGACGAAGCGGGGCAUCGCGAUCGAGAUGGUGCAGGCGCUGGCGCGACUCUACAACUUCACGUACGAGCUCGUGCCGCCGGCCGACAACCUGUGGGGGUCGCCGAUCAAUGGGACCGACAAGUGGAACGGAGUCAUCGGCCUUGUACAGAGGAAGGAGGUGGAGUUUGCGGCAGGUCCGUUCACCAUCCAGGAGAAGCGCAGCAAGGUCGUCGAUUUCUCGAUCCCGUUCGAAUUCGUCACGGGCGCGAUAAUGAUACGCAAGCCGAGGCCCGGCUACGACAUGUACAUCUUCACGAAGCCAUUCCGCCCCAGCGUCUGGUGCAUGAUCGCCGGUGCAAUGCUGGUGACGACCGUCAUCGGAUAUCUCAUCCAACGCGCCGCGGCAACCCUCGUCAAGACGCAGAGCGAGGUGCGCAGAGGCGCCGCCUGGUGGCUGUUCACCAUAUACGGCUACACUGUGCUGCAAGGUUCCCCGGCACCUCCUAAGGCAUUGUCGAGCCGAGUCGUCGUCGUAGCGUGGAUGCUCUUCAUAUUGGUCGUUGUCGCCACCUACAGUGGAAACCUGAUAGCUUUCCUCGCUGUGCCGCCGCCGCUGCUGCUGCCUGUGCGCAGUCUGAGGGACCUGGCGUACCAGACCACCAUCCAACCCAUGUUUCGACGCGGCAACAACUGGGAGGUGCACUUCAAGCAAGGACUGACCGACGUCGAUCGUCGCAUAUGGAAGAUGGUGUCGUCGAAUGAGAACGGCACCUAUCGGCUGACGAAAGACGCUUUGGAACGCGUGCUCAAUCACAACCAUGCCUUUAUUUCCACGGAGUUAUAUCUUGAGAGCGGUGACCUUACACCGACGAAUUUUUUCAGGUUGAUGAGCCGAGAGAGAAAGAAGACGGGCAAGUGUGAGUAUCUCAUCAUCACCGACGGCCUGUUCAACACGACAACCGCAUUCCCUGUGCGGAAGGGAAGUCCCUACGCCGAGAUGGUCAAUACAGGCAUCGCGCAUCUCUACUCGACCGGACUCGUCAAUCACUGGGUCGCGACGUAUUAUGGCGAGCUGCGCUGCAGGAACGAGGGCGCCACCGUGCGGCACGAACACUACGACCAGUUCCGUCUCAGCGACAUCCGAUCGCUGUUCAUCUUCUUCGUCUCCGGGAUUGUUCUCUCGACGCUGGCGUUCUUCUUCGAACGUCUCGUCUCGCUGUGUUCGCGGUGGUUCACUCUGCAGCGCUGUAGGAGGAGGCCGGAGGAGAACGAGUGGCAGGGCGAGGUCGGGACCUGCUCGCGCAUCAACUUGGAGAUGGGCGGUCGUAACGACAUCUUACAUCAGAGCGCGAUCAACAGGAUGUGAUGUACGUCAGAGCGCGAUCGACUGGCUGUGACGUACGUCAGAGCGCGAUCGACUGGCUGUGACGUACGACAGAGCGCGAUCGACUGGCUGUGACGUACGUCAGAGCGCGAUCGACUGGCUGUGACGUACGUCAGAGCGCGAUCGACUGGCUGUGACGUACGUCAGAGCGCGAUCGACUGGCUGUGACGUACGUCAGAGCGCGAUCGACUGGCUGUGACGUACGUCAGAGCGCGAUCGACUGGCUGUGACGUACGUCAGUGUGAUCGACUGGCUGUGACGUACGUCAGAGCGCGAUCGACUGGCUGUGACGUACGUCAGAGCGCGAUCGACUGGCUGUGACGUAUGUCGGUGGGACGUGCGACUCUCCGCGGCCGUACUCCGGCGAUGUUUCGGUUGACACGAUCAAUGUGCAUUAUUCGCGUUUAUACUGUAACCUCUCGAGCGGGUUUACUGCACCUUUGGCAUUAAUUAGCAUUCGGCUUACUACGUGUCUAAUGUCGUCGAUCUUUGCCGUAUAUUGAUUCGAAUUCUGUGAUGCUGCUGUGGAAUGUGAAUGAAUGUGUUUACCAUAUGUAUUAUUGAAUUAUCAUAUCAUAUGUAUUUAUUCAUGGUUUAAUGGUUAAACUUUAACUGACAACACUCUAUGCCAAUGCUUUGCAUAUGCGGUCUUCUGUUUUUGAACAUGUUUCUUAAUAUAAUUCGCUGUCACACACAGUUAGCUCACGAAGUGUCACUGUCAGACAUGCUGCCAAUGUGCGUUUCUAAUUUUGCUCUCGAUAGAUGGCGGUAGGGUGUCAUAUAUAUACCAAGAGCUGAUAUUACAUUAUAUCAGGAGUAAGAUAAUAUAGGAUAUCCUAUAUUAUCUUACUCCUGAUAGUAGGUAGCUUUUAUAUAAUUCCGUGAUUAUUAUAUGUAUUAUACAUGCAUAUGUAUUUUACACAUAUAUUAACUAUAUAAUGAAUUGAUCAGUUGAUUGAUAGAUUUUCUAGUCUUUAAUUUCCAGAAGACAGUCAUACUCAUUUUGGAUCUGUAAUUUGGAUUACACAAAAGGUUUAAGGUUGUCAUUCUGCUUUACACAUGUAAAAUUGGACUUCAUGCAGUCUUGCAUAACAGUAUAACAGAGAAGCCCUAUUAUGACACAGGGGAACCUCUAUACUCACAGGGUUAAUAUAUGUGUUUACUAAAUUGAAUCUCUGCAUGGAUUUCUUGCCGUUACUUGCGAGAAUAACUCACGCAGUAUUAUUAUUGUAUGCGAAUAGUUCAUGGAAUUGAAUUUAUUUUGGAAACUUAGUAAACAUUCUAUUUUUUAACCUAGUGGAAAA